Messenger RNA from Magallana angulata, 969 nucleotides. RefSeq names its product spondin-1-like. The record is from RefSeq and is a predicted model, not a curated record. The transcript is spliced from 5 exons. Bases 9 to 569 code for a protein of 186 amino acids. Lineage: Eukaryota; Metazoa; Mollusca; Bivalvia; Ostreida; Ostreidae.
AUGAUUGCAUGCCGUCUAUUUCUGAGUUGGAAGUUUUGGUUUUCUCUUUUUCUUUUUGGCCAAAAGGACCAAACGCAAUGGGUUAUUAUAAGGUCUUACUAUGUUUCACCUUUCUAAUUCAUAGCUGUCAUGGUGACGCAUGUGUAGACGUUCUUCCGGACUGUCAUGAGUACACGCUGGCUGCUUGUGAGGCCCCCUACCGGCAAUGGGCGUAUCUAAACUGUGCAGCAUAUUGUGGAUUCUGUAAAAAACCUUGUGAUGACGUCAUUAUGGACUGUGAGGAGUAUGGCACCGGGGCAUGCAAAGCCCCGUAUGUGUCAUGGGCGACCAAGAACUGCGCAAAAACAUGUGGAUUCUGUGAUUUGAACAAACAAAAAGCCCAAUGUGUAUACAGUGACUGGAUGACAGUGUCGGAAUGUUCCGUGACGUGUGGGCGUGGUUAUAAAACGGAAGUGAGGUCGUUUACAAAGGUCAAAGACAAAACACCGGGGUCAAAAGACUGCAAAGAAAACUUAGAACGUUACACAGCAUGUGACCUUCAGCCGUGCCACUCAGCCACGGAUCUUUGAAAUCAACAGGAUUUGUCUGGCUCUUUGAGCGAAGACUACGCAAUCGGUGUAUAUUUGGCUUGAAACCAGCGUCAUUUUAACUUGUUUUGACAUAAAAAAAAAAUAGAUCGUUACAUCGUACUGAAAGUCCGAGGUCUUGUUAAAAUGGGUCUAAAUGUCCUAUAAAAAUAAGUGGGUCUUUAUUGUAGGUCAAAAUAAAGAAAACAAAUUACACAGCAAAAACAUUAAACCGAUAUCAAUUUUCUGUGCAUAUGUGUACAGAUAUACAUGUAUAUAUUUAUAUGUUACAAAUCGUAGAUUUCUUGUUGUACAUUCAUUGUUUAAUGAUAUAAAAUAUGUUGUAUAAUAAGCUAGAAUAAUAGCAUAGAGUAGAUGGUACAAUAAAAAUCAUUAUAAUUUA